Messenger RNA from Lotus japonicus, 4229 nucleotides. Its product is annotated as glycine-rich cell wall structural protein. Bases 152 to 670 code for a protein of 172 amino acids. NCBI's taxonomy places the organism in Eukaryota, Viridiplantae, Streptophyta, Magnoliopsida, Fabales, Fabaceae. The transcript has a single exon. The record is from RefSeq and is a predicted model, not a curated record.
AAACACAUCAACGAAGGAAAAAGUAUAAAUAGAGAGAACACAUAAUAAUUAAUAAAAAGUCAUGAACCGAAAUAGAAAAAUGCUACUCAAUGAAACAAAUAGAUCCCGUCCGUCCAAGGGCCUCCACGUGGAAGAAUCCUAAGCCAAGACCAUGGCGAAGAAGGUAGCAACAAGAGCGGUGCCAGCAAUGAUGGGCUGGUUGAGUGAGAAUGCAGCGGAGGGAGGUGGUGGUGUAUCAGCGCUGUUUGGGCCUGGUCCAGCGGCGGGGCCUGGGCCUGAUGCUGGGCCGGAUGGGAUUGGGGCGGGUGGAGAGGAAGCGGAAGGGGUGGGUGCACCGGUGGGGGAAGCGGUUGGAGUGGGAGCUGGAGGGGAGGCGGAGGGAGCAGGGGUGGCAGCUGGUGGAGUAGUGGUGGGAGCAGGGGUAGCUGCUGGUGGUGGAGUUGCUGGAGGUGGGGCAGGUGCUGCUGCUGGCGGUGGUGGUGGGGUUGUUGUCGGUGCUUGUGUUGGUGCUGCACCAGGGGCUUGUGCUACACAGGAGGUGGCUAGAAGCCCCAAGAUCAGGAACAAUUUUACUGCAAUGGAACCCAUUUUGUACUCUUGGUGGCUUCUAGGAACAGAGAGGGGGCAGAGAGAACAGAGAGGAGAACAGUAUUGUGUGUGUGAGAUUUGAGAUAGAAAAGCUGAGAAGUGGAGGUGAAAGAUGAUAAAGGAAUAGGAUAUAUAAAAAGAGGUGGGAUUGGAAAGUGGGGGCUUCAGAGGUGUGGAAGGACAGCUAUUAAUGCAUCAAUAAUUCUCAAAGAUUCCUCCAACUCCUAUGUCUAAAAAUAAUAUAAUAUAACUGUUACAACUAGUGUUUUAUGAGUACUAGUAUUUAUUAAAGAACUCAAAAAAUUUAUAAUAUUAAAAGUUCUCUCCUUUUACCAUAUCACCCAUUCUUAAAGACAUUACAUUUGUUUAAAGGGGAACCAUUAGUUAAUAUUUACUUUCAAGGAUUUAUCUUUUUAGAAUAAGAAAUACAUUAGCCAAAAGUAUAGGCACAUGUACUUUUCGUUUUCGUAGACAUUCUUUAAACAUAUAAUUUUGUUACCCUUUUAACAGUCACAAAAUGGUAUAUUGAAAUAAUUUCUUGAGAAAAAAAAUAGGUUUAUAUAUAUUUUUUGAAACUGGUCUAUAUAGCAUAACCUAAUUGUAACAAAUUUUGAUAUAAUCAUUUAAUUAUGUGUUAUUUUGAUCACUUUUGCCUCACCCAGCUAGCCACGCUUCUUUUUAUCGUGGAGGCGGUGAGUAGUGGGUCAACACCCAAUUCUUCAUUUGAAAUUUUUGGUGAACCAGAGCAAAUACUUGUAUAUUACUGCAUGUAGGGGUGUACAAGGGACGGGUUGGGACGGGUUUUGGUUAACCUUAACCCGACCCUAAAUGUUGAUCGGGUCAAUUCAUAGACCCUAACCCGUCCCUAGACCCGAAGCAACCCGACAUUAUGCGGGUCCAAUUUAGGACGGGUCUAUGUAGGACGGGACCGGGUUGACCCGAGGGACAAUAAGUUUAAGACUAUUUGAUACUAAUUGUAAAAUUUAAAGAUAAUAACAUACUAAAAGAGUUAUAAGUUGGAACUAUUUUUUAGAAGAAAUAACUUGAAAGGAUCUAAUUCUUUCAUAAUCUAUUGCACUUGAGAUGUUUACAUUUUGUUUCAUCAUUUCUUCACUUGUCUCACAUAUGCAUAAUACGCACACAUGAUUUUCUCUUGUUAGAGCAUGAAAGUGUACAUAGUUUGACCAACAUUUAUUUAAUUCAUAAGGUAGAUGUUAAAUAUUUUAAUCUCAUCUACAUGGUAAGAUAAAUUUGAGCACCAUGUAUCACAUUUUAAUCACUAUAUCAAAUUAAAAUUUUAUAAAAUAUAUAUGUGGGACGGGCCGGGUGACCCGAGUGUCAACCCGAACCCGAUCCUACCCGAAGUCGGAUAACUCAAAGAUCAACCCGAACCCGAUCUCUUUUAAUGAACGGGCCGGGUUGAACCCGGCCCUAAAGGCUUGGGCCGAAACGGGUUGGCGGGUAGGGCCGGGUCUUGUACACCCCUAACUGCAUGUGCAAUUGUACCAAUUAUUAGCUGGCAGAUGUGGGGCGUGUCCAAAUUGGUUAUAAUGCAUCGAGCACUGUAAUAUUUGUGAAUGUACUUGUUUGUCAUUUUGUCCAUUGCAGCUACCCGAGAUUACCUCAACACCCUUUUCCCCUUUGGCUCAGCUACAUAUGUCGGUUUUGAGGGUAAGUGAGCAGUCACUUUCUGAUAAUGGGUCAUCUCUCAUUAGAACUUUUUAUGUUAUAUUAAGGUGAUGUUCGGGGUGGUUGUUGUUUUCAGUUUUUAGUUUUGAAAUGUUAUUUUCAAAACAAAACUUGUUAAUUACGUAAAAAACUAUAUGAAUGUUUAUAAUGAGAUAAACAUAAAAACUUCAUCUGGAGAAAUAUGAGAAACGGAUCAUAAUAUGUCACUGUCUACCUACAGUCCUACACCCUUGUGCUCUGCUUUUCCAGCCACUUUCCUAGUCCUAUUACCGCGUUAAUCAAAUGUUAAAUAACUCUAUCUUCAAAUGAAUGAUUGCAGUUUCUCCUUUAAAAAUAAAGUAAAAAAGGAGUGUAGUAAUGCAAAGUCUUAAUUGUGAAUUACACGCUGAAAUUUUAUUCUAACUUUUCAACAACUUUAGCAUUGUCCUACAGCACUAGAAGACUACCCUUCACGUUCUAACCAUAAAUCUAGGCCUCACACGUGGCACGUACCUUUUUUACUCCAUUGAUGUGUUCGUUCGUGUCGUCACAGAUCAUGUCAAAAACAGAAAGCACUGUCCUUCAUACGUGUCGAAGCCAUCCUUGUCCGGUAAUAACCUUUCUCUAAAGUGGAGUGAAAUACAAUUUAGAAAACUUAAAUACAAAUUAAACCUGUAAACAUCACUCAUAUUCUUAAUUAUAUAUAUUUAAUGAAUGAUAAUUACCCUUACGUUAAUUUCUAACCUUCCGGGGAAGAAAAAGUCUUAUUUCUCCAUUUUUUUAUCGUAACGUCAUUUUGCUUGGUGGUUCCCAUUUUUGAUUGAUGACAAACUGGAUAUAUAUUUGUUUUAUGAAGAAUAAUAAAUUAACCGUUGCAAAUGGUAAACAACUAACAUGCAUGUUCGUCUUCCAACCCGAGUAAUGAUAUAUACACACCUCAUUUUUUAAACACUCCAUUUUCACCUAUUUUUAUUUCUAUUUCUCUCAUCUUAUCAUCUAACACAUCUCAUAUUUUCUUUCUCUUACUUUUUCAUUUUUUCCUAUCUCUCUCACCAUUUUACCUCUCCACCUUAAAAGAGAGGUGUGAAUGAAACAUUACCCCUUCCAACCCCUCCACAUAUAAUAUUCGCAAGAGAAAUACUGUUUGUUGGGUGCAUGUUUUGUUGUCGUGCUAUAUAGUGCUGUUGUGAACAUGAUGGAUGGGGAGUGAUAUGAAGGACCCGUGUGCAGCUGGUACCAGAUGGAACCUGCUGUGAAAACUAGACACGUCCUACAAAAGGCUAAAGAAGUGCAUGUGGCAAAAUGUGGAAAUCCAAAAACUGAAUGUUCCAAUUGUUCCUUUAUAGUGUAGACCACUAAUAAGUUCGCCCCAAAGAUAGAAACACCCAUUUUAGUCGUAUGGAUUAAGUUGACCGACAUUUUAUGUGAUUACAUAGACUUAUUUGAUGGACAUUUUAGUAUAUUUUACAAUAUGAAUGAACUUGUCUACGAGACUACAACCCACAUUUUCACCAAUCAUCACCGAUUUAAUCAUUCACUUGAAUUCAAUGUAGCCGUUGCCAUUGUUUGAUUGUAAUAAUACGAGAAGUCUUCAGUCUUCACUAUUGUGAUAUUUUUAUAAAAAUAAAUAAAUUUUAAUGAUGAGCAAGGAGCUGGCAAAAGCUGGCAAUUAUUCAAGUUUGCUUGGACUUUUCCAAUUCUUUAUGUUUGUCUUUUUUAUUUAACCUACUCCAGCUUCAAUGUGCACCAUUAAUCAUGAUUUUGUAUAAUUUUUUAUCAUUCCCAUAAUUUGAAUCACAUGGAUGGAUUUGAAGGCUAGUUUUUCUGCUAAUGUUAAGAUGCUUGCACAUUUCCUUUUUGUGGGAUUAUCUCCUAUUUAUGAGACGUGGAAUCUUCCAUCUUGCUGAAAUAUGUAUGAGAAAGAAACUAUUUUCGGUUUUUAUUUUACAUAAAUGCAUCUGUUGCCCUGUUAA